Ctenopharyngodon idella (grass carp) is the source of this 2860-nucleotide messenger RNA. It is a transcript of the gene gpr45, whose product is annotated as G protein-coupled receptor 45. Gene Ontology annotation, cellular component: membrane. The record is from RefSeq and is a predicted model, not a curated record. Gene Ontology annotation, biological process: G protein-coupled receptor signaling pathway. The transcript has 2 exons. Gene Ontology annotation, molecular function: G protein-coupled receptor activity. The coding region runs from base 1398 to 2525 and encodes 375 amino acids. NCBI's taxonomy places the organism in Eukaryota, Metazoa, Chordata, Actinopteri, Cypriniformes, Xenocyprididae.
CAAAAUAGUUUUGACUCUGUCUGAGGCAUACCAUUGAAUAUGCCUAUACUUGAGUAUGUGUGUUUUAUGCAGUUAUCAACGGGUGUGGGAAAAAUGUCCGUCACUGAAAUCCUAUCACAGACAAUCUCUUUGCACUUAAAAGGGAUAGUUCACUCAAAAAUUAACAUUCUGUCAUCAGUUACUCUCCCUAAUGCUGUUUCAAACCUGUAGGAUUUUCUUUCUUCUGCAGAAUACAAAAGAAGAUAUUUUGAAACAUCUUUUAGCUAUUUUUUUCCAUAUAAUGAAAGUUUAUUUGUAAUAUUUUACCUACAAGCUUUUCAGUUUUUUUUUUAAAUCCUAAGACCUGUGCAAAUGUUUGGGGUCAGUAAGAUUUUUUAAAUGUUUUUGAAAGAAGUCUCUUAUGCUCACCAAGACUGCGUGUAUUUGGUCAAAAAUAGUCAUGUUGUGAAAUAUUAUUACUGGAUGCACUGAUACUAUUUUUUAAGGACAGAGUACCGAGUUUUUCUAGUACUCGCCGAUACCGAUAGCGAUGCCUAUACAUUUAGUUUUUUGAAUGGAAGUCUAUGGGAGCACUCGGGGCAAAUCUCGGCCAAAGUGAAAUUGCCCAAAAAGAGGCGGUACUCCACAGAACGUGAUUGACGCUGAUUGGACUAUAGCCUAUAUCCAGAGGCAGAACAAAACAGCCUAGCAGUGACAGCUAGCGUAACACUGUGGUUGAAAAAAAUCCGUCCCUUUCUCACUUUGGUGGUGCGUCGCCCUAAUGAAGAAACCGCCCCUGCUUCAAAGGGCAUAAUUACCAAUAAAUAUAAUUGUUGUUAUAUAAAAAGAAAUUUACAAACAAAUUACAACAAUACAACAAAUACUAUAGAGAUACAAAUUAAAUAAACUUGUUUUUCAGAUACAGUAGGUUUAUUUACCAUGUAUACAUUUAUUUAACAUCUUUUGUUGUUUUAUUAACAUUAAUGACAAAUAUAGGCUACGGUCCCUUUAAGACCGAAUCCAUGGAUACUGACACAUAUCCUGUUUUCACCCAAAUGUUUACGUCGCCUGAAGCCAUAACCGACUGUAUUUACGUGAGAUACUCUACACGAUGGACAUUUUGACAAUUAUGUGUGCCUUUGACCAUUCAGGCGCGAGGAGAACUGAUCGCGCGCUGUCUGAGAGAACUGGGAUCGCGCGCAAGAAAGAGAGAGAGAGCGCGCGAGAGAGAGCGCUUCUGGCCUGCGUUCAGCCCCGACAAAACGUUGCAAAACGUUUUUUAAACGGAAACAGUGGUUAUGUUUUUACAACGUCUUCAGUGUGGAGAGUAAUUCUCUUAAUGGGAGUUCACAUAACCAUGACAAUGGUUUAGCUUUGACUUUCCAGGUUUGAAUGGAUGAUACCUGGUAACAGCUGCCAUGUUUUCCUGUAAUGGCAGCUCAUUGGAGGAGUGUGGCCUUCUUGAACCAAUGGAAACUGAGAUGCAAGAGUCUGAUACUGCCCUCAUGCCCACCACUCUCAGGGUGGCACUGGCUGCCAUCAUGAUCUUCAUGAUCACCAUCGGUUUCCUCGGCAAUGCCAUUGUGUGUCUGAUAGUGUAUCAGAAACCAGCCAUGCGUUCAGCGAUUAAUCUGCUCCUGGCCACGCUGGCCUUCUCUGACAUCAUGCUGUCAUUGCUAUGCAUGCCAUUCACCGCCGUCACUCUCGCAACUACGGACUGGAGCUUUGGAGUGGGAUUCUGCCGCGUGUCCGUCAUGCUGUACUGGCUGUUUGUUCUGGAAGGUGUGUCCAUCCUUCUGAUCAUCAGCGUCGAUCGCUUCCUCAUUAUAGUUCAGCGGCAGGACAAGCUGACGCCACAUCGGGCGAAAAUUCUCAUUGCCGCGUCAUGGGCUCUGUCGCUCUGCGUGUCCCUACCGUCCGUGGUUGGCUGGAGGACAGCUGGGAUCGGUGCGCAAGUGCCGCAAUGCAUUCUGGGAUACAGCGAAUCGCUGGCGGACCGGGGUUACACGGUUCUGCUAGCGGUCACGGUGUUUUUUGUGCCAUUCGGUGUGAUGUUGUAUUCCUACCUGUGUAUUCUCAACACGGUGCGACGCAACGCGCUGCGCAUCCACAAUCACACCAGUGAAGGCAGCGUCGCCAUCAACCAUGUCAGCAAGUUAGGUUUAACCGGUCUACAGCGGCCCCAAGUCAAUGUGGACAUGAGUUUCAAAACCAGGGCCUUCACCACCAUCCUCAUCCUUUUCAUUGGCUUCUCUGUAUGUUGGUUGCCACAUACGGUGGUGAGCCUGCUGGCGGUGUUCAGUAGACGCUUCUACCUCAGCCCAGCGUUUUACCCGGUCAGCAUCGGGGCGCUGUGGUUGAGUUACUUAAAAGCGGUUUUCAACCCUGUGAUAUAUUGCUGGAGAAUCCGAAAGUUUCGUGAGGCCUGUCUGGAGUUUAUGCCCAAGACUUGUCAUCUCUGUCCCAAGAUUCCCGGGAGAAGUCGCAGGCGUAUAAGACCCAGCAACAUCUAUGUGUGCAGCAGUGAGACCCAGUCUUCAGUCUAGGAUUUGCGCCAAAGUAUGUUUAAUAUUGACAAGCCAAGAAUGAAAGAUGAUGUUUAGAUGUAAAACACUUAAGUCAUGGUUUCAAGGGACUGUGUCCUUGAAAUCCCACGGAGAUGAGAACGCUUAUGAAUUGAAUACUUGACAAAUACCUCCUUCUAUCAUAGUCUGCAGUGAUGAAGGAAAAAGCAUUCAAAUUCAUCAAAGCAAUAUUCAUAUAUGUUCCUGAACUAGGUCCUGAACUGAAUUUCUUUGAUUUCAGUUGGAAAGAUUUCACAUGUUCUGCAAUUUUGUAAAACAUGGAAGUUGUCAAAUAAAGUAACUAAACUGGUGAUUUA